GCUCGCACAGCGCAGUUCCGACCCACAGCCUGGCACCCUUCGGCGAGCGCUGUUUGUUUAGGGCUCGGUGAAUCCAAUCAGGAGCGCAGGCUGCAGUUUUCCGGCAGAGCAGUAAGAGGCGCCUCCUCUCUCCUUUUUAUUCACCAGCAGCGCCGCGCAGACCCCGGACUCGCGCUCGCCUGCCGGCGCCCACAACCUCUCUCCUCGGUCUAGAGCAGUCUCCGCCGCCGCAGUUCUCCAUGCGCAGCGCGCACCCGAGGAGCUAGAAGUUAGCUUGGAGAGGCGCCGGACCGUGGAUGGCCUUGACUGACGGCGGCUGGUGCCUGCCGAAGCGCUUCGGGGCCGCGGCUGCGGACGCCAGCGACUCCGGAGCCUUUCCAGCGCGGGAGCCCUCCACGCCGCCUUCCCCCAUCUCCUCCUCUUCCUCCUCCUGCUGCUCCCGGGGUGGGGAGCGUGGCCCCGGCGGCGCCAGCAACUGCAGGACGCCGCAGCUCGACACGGAGGCGGCGGCGGGACCCCCGGCCCGCUCGCUGCUGCUCAGCCCGUACGCCUCGCAUCCCUUUGGGGCUCCCCACGGACCUUCGGCGCCCGGGGUCGCUGGCCCCGGGAGCGCCCUGUCGAGCUGGGAGGACCUACUGCUCUUCACUGACCUCGACCAGGCCGCGACCGCCAGCAAGCUGCUGUGGUCCAGCCGCGGCGCCAAGCUGAGCCCCUUCGCACCCGAGCAGCCCGAGGAGAUGUACCAGACCCUCGCCGCCCUCUCCAGCCAGGGGCCGGCCGCUUACGACGGCGCGCCCGGCGGUUUUGUGCAUUCUGCAGCCGCCGCCGCAGCCGCCGCCGCCGCGGCCAGCUCCCCGGUUUACGUGCCCACCACUCGCGUGGGCUCCAUGCUGCCGGGCCUGCCGUACCUGCAGGGGGCGGGCAGUGGGCCCGCCAACCACGCGGGCGGUGCAGGCGCCCACCCUGGCUGGCCUCAAGCCUCGGCCGACAGCCCCCCGUACGGCAGUGGAGGCGGCGCGGCCGGCGGCGGGGCCGCGGGGCCCGGGAGCGCCGGCUCGGCCUCUGCGCACGUCUCCGCGCGCUUCCCCUACUCGCCCAGCCCGCCCAUGGCUAACGGCGCGGCGCGGGACCCCGGGGGCUACGCCGCAGCUGGUGGCGGGGGAGCGGGCGGCGUGAGCGGCGGCGGAGGCAGCAGCCUGGCGGCCAUGGGCGCCCGCGAGCACCAGUACAGCUCGCUGUCGGCCGCGCGGCCGCUGAACGGAACGUACCACCAUCACCAUCACCACCACCCGAACCCCUACUCCCCCUACGUGGGUGCACCGCUGACUCCCGCCUGGCCCGCAGGACCCUUCGAGACCCCAGUGCUGCACAGCCUGCAGAGCCGCGCCGGAGCCCCGCUCCCGGUGCCACGGGGCCCCAGCGCAGACCUGCUGGAGGACCUGCCCGAGAGCCGUGAGUGCGUGAACUGCGGCUCCAUCCAGACGCCGCUCUGGCGGCGGGACGGCACCGGCCACUACUUGUGCAACGCCUGCGGCCUCUACAGCAAGAUGAACGGCCUCAGCCGACCCCUCAUCAAGCCGCAGAAGCGCGUGCCUUCCUCCCGGCGGCUUGGAUUGUCCUGUGCCAACUGUCACACCACAACCACCACUUUGUGGCGCAGAAAUGCCGAGGGUGAACCUGUGUGCAAUGCUUGUGGACUCUACAUGAAACUCCAUGGGGUGCCUCGACCGCUUGCUAUGAAAAAAGAGGGAAUUCAAACCAGGAAAAGAAAACCUAAGAACAUUAAUAAGUCAAAGGCUUGCUCUGGUAGUAGCAAUAAUUCUGUUCCUAUGACUCCAACUUCCACCUCUUCUAACUCAGAUGAUUGCAGCAAAAAUACUUCCCCUACAACACAACCAACAGCCUCAGGGGCGGGCGCCUCAGUGAUGUCUGGCGCGGGAGAGAGCACUAAUCCCGAGAACAGCGAGCUCAAGUACUCAGGUCAAGAUGGGUUGUACAUAGGCGUCAGCCUGGCCUCGCCGGCCGAAGUCACAUCCUCGAGAUGUAUUUCCCGAGAGGCCUGCUCUGCCUUCACCCUGCCCCUAUCUCUGAAGAGCGGGAGAGGAGAUGGAGAGCUUCCAGGGAAGGGCCGCUGCAGCCCACAGCAUGUCGCCUCCUCCCCGGCCACGGCCCCUUCCAGCCACCAGCCAGCCAACCUGCCUCUGGGCCCGCCAGGGGAUCUGAUGUCCACCGUGCCACUUCCAGAAAGCGGGACUAGGACCGGGGCCUUGCCUGCUAAGGAAUAUUGAGAGAGAUUAAAAAAAAAAAAAAAGUUUUAUGUGUAUUGCCCCAAAUCAUGUGCUUCUUCUGAUCGGUUUUGGUUGUUCCAGAAUUUCUUUGUACCUUUUCCACACCUGAAUUUCACCUGCUUUCAUGGAGAAGACCAUUUGGUACACACCUCUGGAGGCUGAGUCAGGACUGUGACUCAGUUUGCAAGACUGCAUUAUGACUGUAACGUACACUGUGACUGACGUUUCUCAAAGUGCAUAUUGUGUGACUGAUCUGAAGUCAGUCGGGAUUUGUAAACAGGGUAGCAAACAAGAUGUUUUUCUUCCAUGUAAACAAUAAUUUUUUUAAAAAGUGCAAUUUGCGUUGCAGCAAUCAGUGUUAAAUCAUUUGCAUAAGAUUUAACAACAUUUUUUAUAAUGAAUGUAAACAUUUUAACUUAAUGGUACUUAAAUAAUUUAAAAGAAAAAAUGUUAACUUAGACAUUCUUAUACUUCUUUUACAACCACAUCCCAUUUCUAUAUUUCCAAUUGUGAAAGAAAAAUACUUCAAGAACAAAUCUUCUCUCAGGAAAAUUGCCUUUAUCCAUCUGUUAAGAAUUUUUAUACAAGAACACCAGUAUCCCCUCUUUAUUUUACUGUGGAAUGCGUGCUGGAAAAAUUGCAACAAAACUUUACUACCUAACAGAUAACAUUUGUAAAUACUGUAGGCAUCUGUACACACUACGAUGAAGUCUAUAGUGUGACUAACCCACAGGCAGGUUGGUUUACAUUAAUUUUUUUUUUAAAUGGGAUGUCUUAUGGAAACCUAUUUUUGCCAAAGUUUUAAAAAUAAAAAGGGUAUUGUUUUGUCUUCUGUACAGUGA
This is a messenger RNA of Zalophus californianus (California sea lion), 3130 nucleotides long. It is a transcript of the gene GATA6, whose product is annotated as GATA binding protein 6. Gene Ontology annotation, molecular function: DNA-binding transcription factor activity, RNA polymerase II-specific; zinc ion binding; RNA polymerase II cis-regulatory region sequence-specific DNA binding. Lineage: Eukaryota; Metazoa; Chordata; Mammalia; Carnivora; Otariidae. The record is from RefSeq and is a predicted model, not a curated record. The coding region runs from base 297 to 2288 and encodes 663 amino acids. Gene Ontology annotation, biological process: positive regulation of transcription by RNA polymerase II; epithelial cell differentiation; negative regulation of transcription by RNA polymerase II. Gene Ontology annotation, cellular component: nucleus. The transcript is spliced from 8 exons.